CCUGGGAGGAAUGUAAAGCCUCUCCUGUGGUUCAGUUCCAGCUUUUCCAGGCUGCGUUCCAGGAGCAUCAUGACACCCUGGGGGCAAUGGCUGCUUGUGGGGCUCUUCAUGCUCGGAGAGGGGCGCCAGGCCUCGGAAUAUGGAGAAGAGAGGAAAGGGAAGGCCGGCUUCUGCGUGGCGUCCCCCAACGGGCUGUACAGCCCCCCCUGCAAAGUGUCCUGCGAGGGAGACACGGAGUGCCCCGGGGAAGAGAAGUGCUGCCAGUACGCCUGCAACUACCAAUGCGUGCCGCCCUGCAGAGAGAAGUCCGGCCACUGCCCUCCGCCGCUGACCAAGAAGCUCAAUAGCCCCGCGAUGUGUGGGACGCUGUGCACAGAGGACAAGGGCUGCCCCGGCAAGGAGAAGUGCUGCGAGACCAGCUGUGGGCGCGUCUGCAUGGCCCCCCUGGAAGAGAAACCGGGCAAGUGUCCCAGGCGGCAGCGGGUGAAGAAGUCGCCGGAGGAGCCGUGUUUCGACACUUGCCUCCAGGACCAGCAGUGCCCCGGAGAGACCAAGUGCUGCUUCACAGGGUGCGCCAUGAACUGCGCCAACGCCCAGCAAGAUGUUUCCACUCAGACUGACUUACAGUGACGGGCUCCACUGGAUCCAGCCAAUGGACUUGGAGGUUCAUCACCUGGAUUUGGAGGUUCAUCACUGGGUCCGGCCAAUGAAUUUGGAGGUUCAUCACCUGGUUCAUCACCUGGAGAGCAGCAUGGCCGUUCUGCAAAAGGGACUCUGGGGUCAAUUCUUAUUAUUACUAUUGUGAUGUUUGUUUAUACCCGGCUUUUUCUCUCCCUGGGGCCAAGCACUGGGGCCAAGCAAGGAGCAUCGGCAUCCCAGGCUCCCUCCACUCAGGAAAUAAGCUCACUUUGGGCUGGGAAUGCUCUGUUUAAUCAGACAGAAGCAAGAGUUGAGUAUCUGUGUCUUGGUUACUGUCAAGGCUUCCAAGCAUCACAACCAUCAUUUACAGGUAGCACAAUUUGAAUUAUUUGCUCACGAUCUUCCCAUUCGUCAAAAUGCAACAUGCAUUUCACUGUCCCCAGUCUUUCCCUUUAUUGGCCAGGUCACCAAAACG
This is a messenger RNA of Anolis sagrei ordinatus, 1114 nucleotides long. The record is from RefSeq and is a predicted model, not a curated record. Lineage: Eukaryota; Metazoa; Chordata; Lepidosauria; Squamata; Anolidae.